Molecule: messenger RNA, 1308 nt
Organism: Talaromyces rugulosus
Lineage: Eukaryota; Fungi; Ascomycota; Eurotiomycetes; Eurotiales; Trichocomaceae
Exons: 4
Coding region: 1-1308 (435 amino acids)
Molecular function (GO): dipeptidase activity
Source: RefSeq, a predicted model, not a curated record
AUGGAUUCUUCUAAUAGCAAUGGCUAUGAUAUCGACAAGGUCAAGAAUGUCGUUGACACUGUAAUCGAGAAGCUACACACUCAAUUGCGCGAAGUCAACCGGCAGAUAUGGUCUAAUCCAGAACUUGCAUACCAAGAGCACCACGCUCAUGACACAAUUUGCAUGUUCCUCGAAAACCAAGGCUUUGGGGUGACACGUCAUGCAUACGGCCUCGAAACUUCCUUCGAAGCUCGCAGCAGUGGCGGAGCCAGCUCAGAGGAGGGACCUCUGAUAAAUUUCAACGCUGAAUAUGAUGCUUUACCUGAUAUUGGCCAUGCCUGCGGCCACAAUCUGAUCGCAACAAGCAGCAUUGUCGCGUUUUUAGCUCUGUCAGCUGUGCUAAAGGAAUUCGGAAUUCCGGGGAGAACGCAGUUGUUGGGGACUCCAGCGGAAGAAAAUGGCGGCGGAAAAGCAAAGCUCAUUGAGAAUGGGGCAUACAAGGGUGUUGAUAUUUCCCUGAUGGCUCAUGGGGGGCCAUCUUUAAUGGGAGACGGUAUUGCUGGUGUUUUAUUCAACGCCCGUAAGCAAAUCCACGUCGAAUUCACAGGCAAAAACGCACACGCGGGAGGAAAUCCAUGGGAGGGAAUAAACGCUCUUGAUGCACUGGUGGCAGCAUAUAAUAACAUUUCCGUCCUUCGUCAGCAAAUUCUUCCCGAGGAGCGUAUUCAUUGCGCAUUCCUCGAUACCCCCAAAGUAGCUAACGUCAUCCCGUCUCAUACAAAGGCAUAUUGGCAGGUGAGAAGUCCGACGCUAAAGGGACUGAACUCGCUCGUAACGCGUGUACGCAACUGCAUCGAUGCGGCAGCGUUGGCGACAGGGUGUGGAGUUGAGAUGGUUGAGUAUGCUACUCCAAUUAUAUCCACCCUUCUAGGCGAUUUAUACUUAUUGGGUGUUUUCUUUUACUGCAGGGACAGCUUGUACACCGACAUCAAAUUAAACGAGACGUUGUGUGGUCAGUAUCAAGCUCACAUGAGCCGCUACGACCGCAAUAUCACCAAGAGCAGUGACAAGGUCAUGACGGCCUCAUCAGAUAUCGGAAAUGUGAGCUACAUCGUACCUACCCUUCAUAGUAUAUUCACAAUCCGUGCACCGGAUGAGUCUUAUCCACACCAUCCGUCGUUUGCAGCUGCAGCUGGCACAGAAACAGCACACGAAGAGGCAUUGGUUGUUGGAAAAGCGCUAGCGCUGACUGGACUGGAUAUGGCCACGAAUAAAAAGCUCUUACAACAGGCCAGGGAGCAAUGGAAGCAGGAGAUAAGAGAUAAUUGA